Formica exsecta is the source of this 654-nucleotide messenger RNA. RefSeq lists its product as uncharacterized. The record is from RefSeq and is a predicted model, not a curated record. NCBI's taxonomy places the organism in Eukaryota, Metazoa, Arthropoda, Insecta, Hymenoptera, Formicidae. The transcript is spliced from 3 exons. Bases 265 to 654 code for a protein of 129 amino acids.
GAUUUUACUAUUCCACUAGAGCAACGAUGCCAACGGUUGACAAAAAAACUGUGGGAUGAAGUGUCUGAAAUAUUGGGAGGUAAAAUAAAACGUUCAUUCGCGACUGAAAUACUUAAAGAAAAAUUUCUCUUACAGGUAAACUUAGCGGGGAAGAAGCAAAAAAGAAAUUUAAAAAUUUACAUGACGCCUACUGACGAAUAAUUCAUACAGAAAAUCACCCUAGUGGAUCGGCUAGACCUCUCCCUACAAAAAAAUGGCACCAUUAUGACUCCGUGGAAUUUCUGCGCGACUUAUGCCUUGUCAAAAACAUCUAAUAUUGAUGUUGAUGAUUCUUCAAGUAAUAUUGGCGAAUCAAUAAAUAAUGGUGAUACGAUUGGCGAUGACAACGAUCAAUCAGAGUUAGAAGCAUCAGGUGCGCCAAUUAAAAGAAAGAAGAGUUCGGGCCAGCAGUCCAAUGCACUGGAAAGAAUUGCUGAUACGCUCUGUCAACCACCAACUUCAUUUGAAAUACCGGCAGCACUCAAACUCGAUGAAAUUGAUUCCACUCUAGAAGUUAUUGGAUGCAGGGUGAGAAAGAUGAAUAGUACGAAUCAGUUAGAUGUCAUUCAGCAUAUAAUGAAUCUAACUUAUGAUAUACUUAAAGGAGAACAUUAA